ACAAAGUAGUCAAGGAUAAAAGUGUUAAGAAGCUUUACGAAAUUAUUAUUUUCCUAAGAGGAAGCAAAAUUCCAAAGCAUUUACUUAGGUAUGAGCCAGAUACCUCAGUGGUGUCAUAAGACAGCAAAGCUCAACUAAGAUAUCCAUCUAAAAAUCGUUAUGAACACUUCGGAGAAGAAUGACACUGAUAGUGGUUCCUUGGGUGAUGAGCAGGAUCAGGAACUCCGCCAAAUACUAAGUUUGAUUGAAAGCCUCGACAAAACUUACAAGGCGAACUGUCCAAAUGUUCAAGAAUUAGGCGCUCAAGAGACAAACGAAGUUCCCAAAUCCGACCAGGAAAAGGCGCACACGUCUUCUUCGAAAAUCAAUUCUACCCCAAAGCCAGAAGGACUUACUUCUGAGGCAGAUCCAGACAGAGAAUACACAAGUUUUCUGGAGCAAACGAGCGUUCGUUACUCUGAGUUUCGCAUGGCUUCGGGGCAAGUGGUUCAGCAAACGGAUCAGACAAUGGACUUGCGAGAUUACAACUAUAGUGAAUAUCCAGUGUGCCAACCAUCCAGUAGCUGGCAAUCCUCUGACCCAAUGAGUCAGGACUCGAUAUCCAGAAAUAUUUGUGGACAAGGAGAGAUGGAAUCUUCGUCUUCUUCGCCCGGGCAGAUGCCCCAAAACUUUAACCAAUACGGCUGUGAUCAAUCUCUUCCGGAUGCCGGAUCGCGAUCGGACGAGACGAUUGUCAAUGAUCCCAGUAUUUCCAGUUCAGCUGCAUAUGAGUGUCCUUGCUGCUCCAAGGACGCCAAUGGCUGUUGCUCUCAAAUAGGAACUGGUCAGCAAACUGGGUGUUCACAAUGGAAUCAGGCUAAUCUUGGCCAGCAAGAGCAGAUUAUUCCGGUGCCAAUGGGUGUAGAUCCCAGUACAGGGUUUCCUAUCUACUGUUACUCGACUCCACUAAAUUAUCCAGGCAAUGCAAUGUACUCCAUGCCAGCGAUGCAAAUGAAUGAAAGUCAAAGGGGAGACGGUAGCCAGAAUAAUCGGGGAACCGAUCGAAAAUCCCAAGCUUCUGCCGAAUCUUCUGAGGAAAAUUGUCCUUCAAACGUGGAUAGUGCUUCAUUCAAUCAAAGUCCCAACAACAUAGACAUGGAGGCCUUCAUGCAAAAGUACCAACAGAGUGUUCAGCAGUGUUACGCGACUGCACAACAAGGAAUUCAACAAUCAUUCGCUAGUGCUCAAUCACAGCCGUAUUUCAAUAACUUCUCGCAGGGAGCUCAACAGUUUUACAACAAUGGUACUGGAGGUACGCAAGCAAUGUUUGCCAGCCCCAAUCAAGAUUGUCAAGGCAUGCAACAGGCUUUCAGUUCUUCCUUCGGCGCUCAACAAUAUUAUAACAACGAUUGUCUAGGUGCUCAACCAUUCCUUUCCCCAACAAUGGCAAUGGCUUCUUCCAACUGGUUUGCCAGCAACAAUGGAUUUAUGAACGACUCUCUGCAGAACCACACAGUAUACUCCUCUGACUACAGACCAUUUUCAAACGACGGCAACCAUUUUAACCACUUCCCCAAUGGCAUGGGCAUGGGCAUGGACAUGGGCAUGGGCAUGGGUUUGGCCCCCGAACCCUGUAACAUCUACGGUCCAGCUGGAUCCCCUGGCCUGGUUGAGAUGGGCAACGGUGGUCAAGUCUAUGGCAUGGGUGGUGCCUGCGAACUGAAUAUGAACGCAUAUCCUCUCACUCAAAUGAGCUAUUCAAGUCCCUAUUCGUACGAUAUGACUGGCUCCACACCGAACUACAUUCCUGGAUCAGGCGUCCCCAUGGCUGCUCCUCAAAUGCAAACUAGUCAUAUAGGUAGUGGAAAUGUAGUGCAAUAGGGCUGAAUAGGAACAAAAUCCUCACGUGAGAUGGCGAUAAUGAUACAAUAACUACUGAUUAUAUAAUAAAACUCUUAAACAAUAAAACUACAAAAAAA
Messenger RNA from Drosophila yakuba, 1958 nucleotides. RefSeq lists its product as uncharacterized. The transcript has 9 exons. Lineage: Eukaryota; Metazoa; Arthropoda; Insecta; Diptera; Drosophilidae. The record is from RefSeq and is a predicted model, not a curated record. The coding region runs from base 160 to 1860 and encodes 566 amino acids.